GCGCUGAGAGCUUCGAACUUCGCGUGCAGGGGGAGCCCAGGCAAAGCUGCCACCCAACCGCACUUCCCAGCAGCGACUGGACUGAGAGGGGGGGGCAGCGCAAGAAGCGGCUCAAAGACCGUUUAAAAAGAAACCUAAAAAAGAACAACAUCCCCCUCCCCACCAACAAGCCAGCCCUCCUCUCCCCUCCCAAGUGGAGAGCAGCUUUGGGCCAGCAGCUGCACCAGCAUCAUGUCUGUGUGGCUCAGCUUCCUCCUCGUGCUCCUCUGCAGCUGGAGCCUGAGCGACUUGGUGGCGGAGGCUUGUACCUGCCUCCCCAUCCACCCCCAGGAUGCUUUCUGCAACUCUGACAUCGUCAUCCGAGCCAAAGUGGUGGGGAAGAAGCUCAUGAAAGAUGGACCUUUUGGAACGAUGCGAUACACCGUCAAGCAGAUGAAGAUGUACAGGGGCUUUGACAAGAUGCCACAAGUUCAAUAUAUCUACACAGAAGCCUCAGAGAGUCUUUGUGGGGUCAAGCUAGAGGUCAAUAAGUACCAGUAUCUGAUUACAGGCCGUGUGUAUGAAGGAAAGGUUUAUACUGGCCUGUGUAAUUUGUAUGAGAAAUGGGACCGACUGACUCUAUCCCAGCGCAAAGGACUAAAUCAUCGUUACCACCUCGGUUGUGGCUGCAAGAUUAAGCCCUGCUACUACCUGCCCUGCUUCGUGACCUCCAAGAACGAGUGUCUUUGGACAGACAUGCUCUCCAAUAUCGGUCAUUCAGGGUCCCAAGCAAAGCACUAUGCCUGCAUCCGACAGAAGGAAGGAUACUGCAGCUGGUACAGAGGAUGGGCGCCUCCUGAUAAAACUAUCAUCAAUGCCACAGAUCCCUGAGCACAGUCCCUUCCCCAUUUCCUUUCCUCCCUCCCUUGUGGCUGAGCUUCUCUUGGACAAUAACUCCUACCAGAUCAUGAUGAUGACAAUGAAAUUAGUGCCUGUUUUUCUUGCAAAUUUUAGCACUUCGAACACUUAAAAAAAAGAAAGUCUAUGCUGUCAUACUGAAUUUGUUUUUAAUCACCUUUUUCGAUUCUGAGAUCACCCAUUUCAGUCAGAUUAUAUUUGUCUGGGAACGUUCGUUUGCACACCGGAAAAAAAAUUAUGGAGCCCUUGCUCUCUCUAUGUAUCAUUAUCUAUAGCAAUAUAAUCUAUAUUUUUUUAGGAAAACAAAAAUAUAAAAACUAUCCCAGUUGGGCACUAUAUCCUUCUUCCUUGCCCUGGCUUCCCCAAACCCUCUUCGCGCACACACUGCACAAAUUAUGCAGAAUGAAGCUAUCUGAAGGGGAAACUGGUUUAAUUAACUAGAUCAGUAAAUAAAGCAAAAAAACCCAAACAAACCCCUAUUCAAAUGGGGAAUUGGAAGUGUGAUUGGCUCCAGAAGUGGGAGAACUCAGUUGGUGUUAAGACACUGCAUUGUCUGCUCAUUCAGUCACAGUGUGAAGGAUAGAGCACACUGGAAGUUCUGGGGUUCCAUAGAACACGAAGAGAGGUUUAUUAUUAUAGUGAGGUUUUUGAAAUAAAACCUGCAUCCUGGGAGGUAAUUCACCUAAGUAAGUACAAUGCAGCAGGUGACAUGCUGAGUUUCUCUCUUUUAAACAGAGUUGCUCUUGAAAUUUUUGCAGUUUAGCUCCCACAGAAAAAUUCCAUUGUGAACAUCUUAAACCAAACAAAUAAAAAUUAUCAACACUAAAAAUAAAUCAGUCAAUCCCACGGCGAGGGGGAAAGGGGAGACUCACUAGGGUUUAUUGCUAUAAGAAAUCUAUUGCCAAAAUAGUGUUUAGCUGAAGUAAGAUGUAUAUACACGUAAUGACAUAAGCUAUUUUUGACAGGACGUGGAAUUAUUUGGUGUUAUAAACAAUGAAUGCUUUGAUUGUGUUUUAAAACAGAAAUCUUGACAUUCCGAGUCAGUGAUUUAUUUUUGGUAAAAGAUAUU
Messenger RNA from Emys orbicularis (European pond turtle), 1966 nucleotides. RefSeq names its product TIMP metallopeptidase inhibitor 3 (gene TIMP3). The record is from RefSeq and is a predicted model, not a curated record. Gene Ontology annotation, molecular function: metalloendopeptidase inhibitor activity; protease binding. The coding region runs from base 232 to 870 and encodes 212 amino acids. Gene Ontology annotation, biological process: negative regulation of membrane protein ectodomain proteolysis; response to hormone; response to cytokine. The transcript is spliced from 5 exons. Gene Ontology annotation, cellular component: extracellular matrix. NCBI's taxonomy places the organism in Eukaryota, Metazoa, Chordata, Testudines, Emydidae.